ACCCACUCGAGCUGCAUCACAAUUUCUUCCCUUCCUUCCUUAUAUAUUAUGAUAAUGCUUUGUACAAAAACACUAUUCCUAUUUCAUGCUUUGCUUUGCUUUUGAGCAACAACGAGAAUCAUUAAAUUCCCAUCAUCAUCAUCACUAAUGAGCAACACCCAACACCUGAAGACUGAUGUCGAUCCAAAACAUUAAUCACAGCCGUUCGGUUUCUAUCUUCUAUGUUCAGCUACUUCUUGUUCUCUAUUAUGUCUUACCCUACAGUACUGCACAGCCCGGAUUUCCCGGAACCCGGUCAACACCGAAUCAGACAACAACGCCGCCUAGUGAGUUCACGAUUGGGCCGAGAUUCAACCCGUCGAUGGCGAUCGUCAUGGUGGUCAUCGUCGGUAUCUUCUUCUUGUUGGGUUUCAUAUCCAUCUACAUCCGCCAGUGUGGCGCGGCCCGUUAUUAUGGCAGGCCCAAUCUCGACCCAACAUCUCUAGGCGGAAACGGGAGGCGAUCACGUGCGGUGCGUGGGCUUGAUCCGGAAGUCAUCGAGACUUUCCCUACUUUUGUUUACUCCUCCGUGAAGGGACUCAAAAUCGGUAAAGGCUCACUUGAAUGUGCUGUGUGUAUAAACGAGUUUGAGGACGAUGAAACGCUGCGUUUGAUUCCUAAAUGUAGCCACGUCUUCCAUCCCGCUUGCAUCGAUGCCUGGUUGAGAUCCCACGUCACCUGCCCGGUUUGCCGAGCCAACUUGGUGCCUAAACCGGGUGAGGUAGAUUACAGUACGGUUCAUAUGUUCGAACCGGAUAACAUUCCGGAACAUCAAUCUGAUAACAAUCGGGCGCAAACCGAGGUGUCAAUCCACGUGGCAGAGGGCAAUAGUAAUAGAGGGUUGAGUAUGCAAUCUCCGGAGUUGAAUGUAAUUAAUCCGACGAUCAGCAAUCGCCCGGCGAGGUCAAAGUCAACUGGGUGGCGGUUGAGUAGUCUAUUUCCACGUUCACAUUCGACCGGUCAUUCACUGGUUCAAGCGGGUGCUAGUCACGAGCGGUUCACGCUAAGAUUACCAGCGGAGGUGCGGAGUCAGCUUAUGAAUUCGACAUUGAAUCGGUCUAAAAGUUGUGUGGUUUUUCCUAGGGCACAAAGCAUGAAAAAGGGAUUUAGGAGUGCAAGUACCGGACGCAGUGCAAGUGGAAGGAAUUAUUUUCAAUACGAGCGGUUUGGCCAGGAGGGGCGGCCCGAUCGGUGGGUGUUCACUGCCACACCACCAUUUUUAACUAGAGCCGGUUCGGUUCGGUCUCCAAGAGUUGGUGGUGGUAAUGGAUCAAAUGCAACAGCGCUAAAGAGUUUUGGCAAAUCUCUUAGAUUGCCAAUUGAUGAGAGCGACAUUGGUGAACGGUCGUCUGAUAGGUUACGGCCUGAUGUUUGAAGUUUAAUGAGGUCGAAGUUAGGUAGCGUGGAUUGGGCUGUUGAGCAUAUACGAUUUUCUGUACAUAAAUUUUUUUUUGCCUUAUCUGUUUUUCUAUAUUUCUCUUUUUGAUUUGAUUGGUCUUAGUUUAUAUA
Messenger RNA from Tripterygium wilfordii, 1548 nucleotides. Its product is annotated as RING-H2 finger protein ATL11-like. The transcript has a single exon. The record is from RefSeq and is a predicted model, not a curated record. The coding region runs from base 176 to 1414 and encodes 412 amino acids. NCBI's taxonomy places the organism in Eukaryota, Viridiplantae, Streptophyta, Magnoliopsida, Celastrales, Celastraceae.